Messenger RNA from Bacidia gigantensis, 1149 nucleotides. RefSeq lists its product as uncharacterized. Bases 1 to 1149 code for a protein of 382 amino acids. NCBI's taxonomy places the organism in Eukaryota, Fungi, Ascomycota, Lecanoromycetes, Lecanorales, Ramalinaceae. The record is from RefSeq and is a predicted model, not a curated record. The transcript is spliced from 6 exons. Gene Ontology annotation, cellular component: mannan polymerase complex. Gene Ontology annotation, biological process: cell wall mannoprotein biosynthetic process; protein N-linked glycosylation. Gene Ontology annotation, molecular function: alpha-1,6-mannosyltransferase activity.
AUGCGCCCAAGAUCCAGUCCUAGAGCCUCGUUGAGUCGCCUAGCAGUCACUUUCGUCAUCAUCUUCCUGAUUUAUGAGACCUGGAGUCGUACUAGCAGCUGGAAUCGAUACGUCUGUGACGGGUCCGGACAGCCCCUGCAUGACAUAUCACAAGUCCCAACGCAAGAUUUGCCUGGCAAUCCACACGAGCCGUUGCUUAUUGAGUCGCCAAGUAUCAACAAUCUGAAUUUCGGAGACUUAGCCUCUCCUAAGGAGAAGGAUCGCGUGCUCAUACUAACCCCAUUGAGAGACGCUGCUCCGUAUCUUCCGAAGUAUUUCGAGGUAUUGUCACAACUGACCUACCCCCACAACUACAUCGACUUGGCAUUUCUCGUUGGUGAUUGUGUCGAUGAAACGCUGUCAACAUUGAGGGAGCAGCUUGAGAAGCUGCAGAACGAGUCGAAUGUGGCACGAUUUCGGAGUGCCAUGAUCGUAGAGAAGAAUUUUGGCUUUGAGCUUGCGCAGAGCGUUAAGGAGCGACAUAGCUUCCAAGCUCAGGGACCUCGACGCAAAGCUAUCGGGCGGGCCCGAAACUACCUUCUCUAUGCCGCAAUGAGACCCGUGCAUGAUUGGAUCUACUGGAGGGAUGUUGAUGUUGUAGAGAAUCCGGCGACAGUAUUGGAAGACUUCAUCAAGCAUGAUAAGGAUGUCUUAGUCCCCAAUAUCUGGUUCCACCGUCUCGACAAGCUCGGCAAAGACAUUGAAGGAAGGUACGACUACAACUCAUGGCAAGAAUCAUGGUGGGGACGCCGUCUCAAAAAAAGGAUAAGUAAAGAUACAAUCCUUGCGGAAGGCUACAAAGAGUAUAAGACUCGCCGGAAAUAUCUCAAUUGGAUGGGCAACAGACGUAAGAACAAGGACAAAGAAGUCCCACUUGAUGGCAUUGGCGGCGUCAACAUUGUGGUUAAGGCCGAGGUUCACAGAUCAGGCAUCAAUUUUCCGUGCUAUCCGUUCGAAAAUCAAGCCGAUACCGAGGGAUUUGCAGCCAUGGCAAAGCGGGCUGGCUAUAGUGUAUUUGGACUCCCAAAUUAUGUCGUUUGGCACGUUGAUACAGAGGAGAAAGAGGGUAACUUGAAGGGAAACAAGGUCAAAGAGCAAAAAGACUCAUAA